AUGCCUCGGCCAAAGAGGUCUGUCAUAAGCAACGCGAAGUGGGACCGCUUCGAGCCACUCAUCCGCCAGCUUUAUCUGCAAGAUGACAAAACACUACCAGAGGUUAUUGAGGAACUCCAUGCCUAUGACUUCGACCCAAGUGUAUCAAUUGGCACAGAUAGGGUGCUGAAUUUCUACCAAAUGCAGUGA
Colletotrichum chrysophilum is the source of this 189-nucleotide messenger RNA. RefSeq lists its product as uncharacterized. NCBI's taxonomy places the organism in Eukaryota, Fungi, Ascomycota, Sordariomycetes, Glomerellales, Glomerellaceae. The transcript has 2 exons. The coding region runs from base 1 to 189 and encodes 62 amino acids. The record is from RefSeq and is a predicted model, not a curated record.